AUGGGUGAGAUAGGGAAACUUUGUAAUGAGGGUGUGCAAGCCGAAGCUCAAACAUGGAACCACAUUCUAAACUAUAUAGAUUCUGCAACCCUAAAAUGUGCAGUUGAGAUAGGCAUACCAGAUAUCAUCCAUAACCAUGGCAAACCCAUGUCUCUUUCCCACCUCAUCUCUGCCCUACCCAUCCACCCUUCCAAGGCUCCCUACAUCCACCGCCUCACCCACUUUUUGGUCCACACCGGUCUGCUUUUGGUCACGAAACACGGACGAGACGAUGAUGAUGAGCAAGAAGAGUAUUAUUCGCUCACGCCAGCAGGCCGCCUUGUGGUGGGAGAUGAUGAGUCUGUAAAUUUAAGGGCAUUCGUUCACUUAUGCAUUGGAUAUGUUUACCAAAAGUCUUGUAAUUCCUUGGGUGAUUGGUUCAAAAACGAUGAUCCAAGCCCGUUUUGCACUGCCCACGGACAGAAAAUCUGGGAUUUCUUCUCCCAUGAUUCUGGGUACAGUGAACUUUUUAAUGAAGCCAUGACUAAGGACUCGCAGUUGAUUGUGGAAGCGCUGUUGAGCGGUGAGGCGUCUAAAGAUGUGUUUGAUGGUGUUACAUCGCUGGUGGACGUCGGGGGUGGCAAGGGUGGCGUUGCCUCCGCCAUAGCCAAAUGCUUUCCGGCCAUGAAAUGCACCGUACUUGAUCUCCCACACGUUAUAGGUUGUGUAAAUGCUGGAAGUAGUAUUGAGAAUGUGGAGUUUGUGGGCGGAGAUAUGUUUGAAAGUAUCCCCACUGCUAACGUCGUAUUACUCAAGUGGAUUAUGCACAACUGGAACGAUGAAGAGUGCGUGAAAAUACUGAAGAAGUGCAAAGAGGCAAUUCCAAGUAGGGAAUUAGGAGGGAAGGUGAUAAUAAUAGAUAUGGUGAUGGAAGAUCCAAAACAAGACGCUUGUGGUAGCAAGGCGCAAAUCUACAUGGACAUGUUGAUGAUGGUUCUGUUGGGUAGCAAAGAGAGAAACAAGAAGCAAUGGGAGAAGCUAUUCUGGGAAGCUGGUUUUAGUGAUUACAAAAUAUCAUCCACUUUAGGGAUCAGGUCUCUCAUUCAACUGUUCCCUUGA
Messenger RNA from Ipomoea triloba (trilobed morning glory), 1098 nucleotides. RefSeq names its product trans-resveratrol di-O-methyltransferase-like. The transcript has 2 exons. Gene Ontology annotation, biological process: methylation. Gene Ontology annotation, molecular function: protein dimerization activity; O-methyltransferase activity; S-adenosylmethionine-dependent methyltransferase activity. Bases 1 to 1098 code for a protein of 365 amino acids. The record is from RefSeq and is a predicted model, not a curated record. NCBI's taxonomy places the organism in Eukaryota, Viridiplantae, Streptophyta, Magnoliopsida, Solanales, Convolvulaceae.